Molecule: messenger RNA, 738 nt
Organism: Papaver somniferum (opium poppy)
Lineage: Eukaryota; Viridiplantae; Streptophyta; Magnoliopsida; Ranunculales; Papaveraceae
Exons: 4
Coding region: 1-738 (245 amino acids)
Source: RefSeq, a predicted model, not a curated record
AUGAAAUUGCGAACACGUCAACUAGAGAAAGAAAGCUCCUUGAAUAACUCAUCUGAGCAUGGUGGCGGAUCCACUGAAGUUUCACAAUCAUGUCGAUCUGAGGACGACGGACUUGUUAAUAAUCCACAGAAAGCUAGCGACAUCAAGGAGGUGGGCUUUCCCAUCUCACAGAAGGGGAUUGACUUGACUCAAAGUUUUGAAACUGAUCAGGUAUUUGACUCAAGAGAUGCAGUGUUUGAAUGGUGCCAAGAGGUUGCUAAAAAGAAUGAUACAAGACUUAUUAUUAGAAAGUCACAGACGAAACCAGCAGGAAAGGGUAGCUUCAUUGUGGUUGUAUGUGAAAGAAGUGGUGUUUAUCAGUCUCAUAGUAACGAGAUUGACACUCUGGGGACUGAACCUCAGAAAAGAGGAAGCAAAAAGUGUGGUUGUCCGUUUACAUUGAGGGGCGCAUGCCUGCUUGAGAAUAAAUGGAAACUUCGUGUAAAUUGUGGACGCCAUAAUCACGAGGUUGAAAGCAAUCCGGUUUCGUUUAAUCGGUGGAAACAAGUUGAGGAGCAGCUUUUACUUGAUUUGACUGCAAAGGGUGCCCCUCCUCAACAGGUACUUCAAGCAUUGAAGGAGAAGCACAAAAAUAAUGAUGUAAACCUCAGGACCAUAUACAACAAGAGGUCGAAAUUAAAACGGAAAGAGGUGGAAAGUAAGUCCGUGAUGCGGCAGGUUUCAUUUCUAGUGACGUAA